AUGAGUACUUGUUCUGAAUCAGGGCCACCACAUGAAGCCCUUUUCUUUGUCUUAGCUUUUCUUCCUGUUUUUGAGCUUGUUUCAAUGACCCAAGUCUGCAAAUCACUUAGAGAUGCUAUAAACAAUGACAUAUUGCCCUGGCUUAACAUAAUAGUCGAACUGCCUUUGAACAAGCGUCUUUCGGAUGAUAUUCUGAUGAAAGUUACGUCAAAAGCGAAUGGCCGGCUAAGGUUUCUGGCUCUGAAGAACUGUGUGAGAGUUACUGAUGAUGGACUUCUAAAGGUUGUAGAGGAAAAUCCCUUUAUCUCCAAGGUAUGA
This is a messenger RNA of Fraxinus pennsylvanica, 318 nucleotides long. NCBI's taxonomy places the organism in Eukaryota, Viridiplantae, Streptophyta, Magnoliopsida, Lamiales, Oleaceae. The record is from the annotation of a GenBank genome assembly.